Molecule: messenger RNA, 614 nt
Organism: Serinus canaria (Common canary)
Lineage: Eukaryota; Metazoa; Chordata; Aves; Passeriformes; Fringillidae
Product: trefoil factor 1-like
Exons: 4
Coding region: 4-390 (128 amino acids)
Biological process (GO): maintenance of gastrointestinal epithelium
Source: RefSeq, a predicted model, not a curated record
GCCAUGGAUCUCAAGGUGCUCUGUGCACUCUCCAUCACCCUCAUCAUAGCCCUCAGCAGCCUGGCAGAGGGAGUUGCACCUCCAACAAAAUGCCAGUGUAAAAUGCUUCCCAGGGAGAGGACAAACUGUGGCUACCCAGGGAUCUCAGCAGCAGAGUGCAAGAAAAUUGGGUGCUGCUUCAACGCCUCAGUCCCCAACGUGCCCUGGUGCUUCAACCCCAAACCAAAGAAAGUGAAGAAAGUGUGUCCCAAUGAUCCCUACACCAGGAUAAACUGUGGCUACCCUGGCAUCAAAGCCAGGGAUUGCACGAGGAAGGGCUGCUGCUUCAAGGCACACCCCGCCGGUGUCCCCUGGUGCUUCUACCACCGUGUCGUGGAGGAAGCUUGUUAAAGGAGAAACUUCCAUCGAGAACUUUGCAAUCUUUGGAUCUACUCCAACGGAAGGACAGAUGGAGGGCCCAGCUCAGACUUUAUAUUUUGCAACAGCCAUGAUUUCUAGGCUGGUUUUUUAUCUGGGAUCGACUCCUUUCUGAUGAAAAGUUACUGGUAGCUUUUAUUCUCUCUGUAGACUAGCACUGCACAGUUUUUCACUGUAAUAAAACAAGUACAACUCAA